CAUUGUGAAGACGUCGGAGUUCAUAUGAGCUCGUUCACACUAAAUAUCGCCUUUUAGCUGUCAGAUUUGAUCCGAAUCCAUGGGCUAGGGUCUUAGCUACACUAUGACUAUCAUUCUUUUUCUCGUAGACACGAGUGCUUCGAUGAAUCAACGCACAUAUCUGGGGAACACCCUUUUAGACGCCGCAAAAGCCUCUGUAGAGACAUUUAUGAAGUUGCGGGGUCGAGAUCCGCAAAGCAGAUGGGACAGAUUCAUGCUGUUGACCUUCGAAGAUCCACCAGCGAAUAUCAAGGCUGGCUGGAAAGAAAACCAUGCCACAUUUAUAUCUGAGUUGAAAAAUCUCCAGUGUCAGGGAUUGUCAACUAUGGGCCCAUCCCUAAAACAUGCCUUUGACUUGUUAAAUGUUAAUCGCAUGCAGUCUGGUAUAGACACAUACGGCCAGGGAAGAUGUCCGUAUUAUUUAGAGCCAGCUGUGAUUAUAGUGUUAACAGAUGGCGGGAAGCUGACUACUCAGGGCGGUAUACAGCAAGAGUUAAACUUACCCAUGACAUCUACUGUCCCUGGCAGCGAGUUGACGAAGGAACCUUUCCGCUGGGAUCAGCGGAUAUUCGGUCUCGUCAUCAAUUUACCAGGCUCAUAUCCAAUGGAAAACCAAGGCCCAACUUACAUUCCAUUAGCAGAAAAUUGUCCAUUGGACGCCAUGUGUGAGGUCACAGGAGGGCGAUCCUACCUGGUUACGUCUCAGCGAAUGCUGAAUGCGGCGUUAGAGUCUCUCGUCUCCAAAGUUCAGAGUGGUGUUGUUAUAAACUUUGAGAAGAUAGGCCCCGACCCCCCUCCUGUGAAUGUGGAUGGUAAAACAGAUAUGAAUGGUGAUAUCAAUGGAAUAUCAAAAGAGAAUCGCGAUAUGAACAGACAGGAUAUGGGUGUGUUAAUACUACCCAAUGGAAUGGAAGAGAAAAAGCGAUCGCUAACACCACAACCAACAAACACAGGCUGGUACAACUGUCGCCGUUUGAUUUAUGUUCCGAGGUCGGCACAGAAAGGGUACUCGGUUGGACAUUGGCCAAUGCCGGAGGCCUUCUGGCCAGACCUGAAUAGCCCAACAUUGCCCCCUCGCUCAGCGCAACCUGUUCUAAAGUUCAGUUGCACGUCUUGCGACCCCAUGGUGAUAGAAAAUUUACCGUUCGACAAAUACGAGUUGGAGCCGUCACCUUUGACCCAAUAUAUCUUAGAGAGAAGAACUCCGAGUGUCUGCUGGCAGGUAUUCGUGACAAACAGUGCCAAGUACAGUGAUAUAGGUCAUCCAUUUGGUUACCUCAAGGCCAGCAGUAAUCUGAUGUGUGUAAACCUGUUUGUACUGCCCUAUAACUACCCAGCUCUUCUACCUCUUCUAGAUGAUUUGUUUAAAGUUCACAAGUCAAAGCCCAAUGCCAAGUGGACGCAACAGUUUGGAAACUACCUAAAGACCAUGCCAGUCUAUUACUCAGGGCCGUUACGCAGAGCGUUGAACACAAUGGGAGCGCCUAAUCUCAUCCCAGAGAGCAUGGACAACUGCCUCAGCUACAGUGUCAUUUCCUAUCUCAAGAAGUUAAAAAACCAGGCCAAGAUUGAAAUGGACAGACUUGUGGCCUCUGUGGGUCAGAAAGUUCCAGCUUAUGAAGGAAUAAAAGUUGUGCCAAGGAGCAAAACAUCUAUCCUUCAGAGAAAGGAUUUUAACCAGAUGUUACAGAUCGCAGGUGGCAGUAUGGCCAACCUCAAACAGGAGCUCACUGACUUCAACAGCUUCCUGCUAGGUGUGGAAGACAAGUCAGUUCAUCCCCAAUACUACAGAAACCCUUACGACAUUCCUCGCGGCAUUCUGCUGGAUCAGAUUGCCAGGAUGAGAGCUAACUUUCUCCAAACAACAACAACCAACACCAAGCUCGUCGAUGAAGAUCAGUUCCAUAGUAUACCAGUACAACAGAUGGGGAACUACCAAGAAUAUCUCAAAAGAAUGCCACAACCAUUACGAGAGUUAGAGACGGCCCCUGUUAGGCAGCACAUGUUUGGAAACCCAUUUAAAGUCAAUAAGAACAUCAUGAUUGAUGAAGCAGAUGACCCUUUGUUAGGUCAGCCAAUCAGACAGAAGAAAAUGACAGAACGAAUGCCACAAUCACCAGGGCCUCGUAAGAGAAAACCAGGUCCUUUACCAAAGGACUUCCCAGUGUGGAGGCCAUCUUCUCCCUCAGUGGGGUCAUCGAGCGCAGCUUCCAGUCCUGCUUCUAGUCCUGCCUCCAGUCCUGUGCACAGUCCUGUGUCAGACGACCUUGACCUCGGUGAGGUCAAAAAGAUCAAAACUAACAGCCACGGUAACAAGAAAGAUGAGGAACCUGGCGCCUUGGUUAUAGACAUUACCGAGGAACCCUCAGACGCUGUGGAACCCCAAAGUCACAUGACCAACCAUGUGAUGGAAAAUGACCACAGUGCUAAGGAGCCUCCACCAAAGCGAUCAAAACAAGACGGGAGUGCACCAACCAAUCACAAACGGGAGUCGGCAAUCUGGGCGCAUAAUACACGUUUACGUCAUAUCCUCUACAAGGAACUCAAACGUCCAGGCAGAAACUACGACAACCUGUUCAACAAUCUAAACACUGUACAGGGAAAUCUUGAGACAAAAAGAACAUUUGUAAGAGACAUUAUUCGAGAGGCCAGUCGGUUCAAAAAGCGUGCGCUUAUUCAAAUGCUUGAACAGUUUGAACAGUCCAUGGUUCGGGUGGAAACCAAACGCCUGAGUGCUGAGGGUGUGAAUAGUGCCACGAUUAGUGCUGUGAUUAGUGCCACAAACAGUGCUCAGGCAGGUGGACACAACAGCAGGUGACAGAGGAUGAAUACCUGCAGCUAGGAAAUGAACAUCGCCAUGGCAACUGACAGGUGUGCAAGCUCUCCAGUGAGAAGAGGGUGUUUGGACGGAUGAAAGUUACGCUCUGUGACACACUUGUUCUUUCACUGCGUUCACUAGAGAGAAGAACAUCAUUAGGAAGUGUGCAGAAGCUUUGGUCAAAGUUACUAGUACUUGCAUUUUGCUGGUAAAGGACUGUUGCUCUCACAGAUUAUAUUCUUAGUAGCGUGAACUUUUCAAGCGCAAAAUAUUUGUUUGGAAACAAGCGAAAUUGUGUGCGAGGUGCAUUACUGAAGAAACACCCUCGCCUUCAGUUGUCCAAUCAACGAUGUUGGUUUCCAAAAUGUUCCUGUGAUCUCAUCCCCAUUGGUUAUCCGUUUCAUUUUCACUCAUUGACAGCUAUCAAUCAAAUGGUUCCAUUGUAUAGUUCCAUGGUUUCUACCAGAAGUCUUUCAGCUUGAUCAGUGGCCACACCUAGUGGGCGGAGCUCCCAGAGCUCUGUCACUCUGACUGGAUCUUUUUUUUAUUUACAUGGACAUUGACAUGAAUGCUACAGUGCUGUUUUUGAAUAUUAAAUGUGUUUGUACAUAGUGAGACAAAGUUAUUGUUACUUGUUUUCAGACUUGAAUGAACCCUGAUCUGUUAUGUUAAAAAAAAAAACUACUUGAUAAUCCAGCACCAUAGAACCAUGUCAGGCGUCAGCAGUCCCCAUAACAGUACUCCAUUUACCUCCCCUUCAUUUCAAUUCAUCCUGUCAAGGGGGAAGGCCUCCAAACUUCAUGUAAGCUGACACAAAAUCUUUUUGCUUGAAAGCAUUUACCUGUACAAGGAUAGACAGGAAACUGUGUAAAAAAGUUCAUGUAAAACUAAACUGAGUACGUCUAUCUUCAAUUUCCUUUUUUAUUAUUAACAGACAAGCUUCCAUGUAUUUUGUAAUGGGUAACCAUGGAAACAGCAAGUUUUAUUCACACUUGUGUAACCUUACAGUUUUAAAGGAGCUGCCCAGAUCUUCAUCUUCUUCUGUGUCCUAUCAAAGGCCAUUAACAGCUGAAUAAAUCUCCUACAGACAU
This is a messenger RNA of Liolophura sinensis, 3948 nucleotides long. Its product is annotated as integrator complex subunit 6-like. The transcript has 20 exons. The record is from RefSeq and is a predicted model, not a curated record. Gene Ontology annotation, biological process: snRNA 3'-end processing. Gene Ontology annotation, cellular component: integrator complex. Bases 104 to 2857 code for a protein of 917 amino acids. NCBI's taxonomy places the organism in Eukaryota, Metazoa, Mollusca, Polyplacophora, Chitonida, Chitonidae.